AUGCAAUUCUCCACUGUUGUCGUCGCUUUGACCGCUGCCACUGCUGUUUCCGCUGCCAACGCCUCUAACGGCUCCAACUCCUCCAACGGCUCCAACGGCUCUGGCAAGCCACCAUCCUCCGGUGCUGCCCAGGCCUACGGUGCCGGUGCCCUCGGUGUCGCCGCUGCCGCUGGUGUCGCUAUGUUGUUGAAGGACGAUUCUUCGUUGUGA
Molecule: messenger RNA, 210 nt
Organism: Candidozyma auris
Lineage: Eukaryota; Fungi; Ascomycota; Pichiomycetes; Serinales; Metschnikowiaceae
Exons: 2
Coding region: 1-210 (69 amino acids)
Source: RefSeq, a predicted model, not a curated record